Molecule: messenger RNA, 2100 nt
Organism: Myxozyma melibiosi
Lineage: Eukaryota; Fungi; Ascomycota; Lipomycetes; Lipomycetales; Lipomycetaceae
Product: Isochorismatase-like protein
Exons: 2
Coding region: 124-1902 (592 amino acids)
Source: RefSeq, a predicted model, not a curated record
UGACUCGCCUCGCUGAUAAACCUCCACACAACUCUCCAUCUCGACUCUUCACCAGCCCACUCUCUACCUAGCUGUCCCUCUAUUUCUAACCCCACCUCUCUUUUUCUUUCAGUGCACUACACAAUGACGUUCACAGCACCGCUCACCAUCUCCACCGCCAAACCAGCGCCGUUCCCACUGCCUGCAGCGCGAACAGCGUUGAUAAUCAUCGACAUGCAGCGCGACUUUGUGCUUCCCUCCGGCUACGGCGCGAUCCAAUGCCCCUCCGCCGAGGUCUUUGCGCAAGUCUCGGGCCUGAUCGGACCCUGUCUUGACGCGCUGCGGGCGUCGCGCAAGCUGGGUAUGACGGUCGUGCAUACGCGCGAGGGACACGUGCCUGAUCUGUCUGAUUGUCCGCCGACAAAGACGGAUCGUCAGCGGGGCGCGAAUACGCGGCAUUUCCUGACGAUCGGGGAGGAAGGGCCGAUGGGGCGAUUGCUGGUCAGGGGAGCGUACGGGCAUGAUAUCGUGGACGAGCUUAAGCCGAGGAAGGAUGAGGUCGUGCUCGAUAAGCCUGGAAAAGGAUCUUUCUUCAAUACGGAUUUGCAUGAGAUAUUGGUCGCGAGGGGGAUCACGCAUAUCUUGUUCGCCGGAGUCACCGCCGAAUGCUGCGUAGCCUCAACCUUCCGCGAAGCCAACGACCACGGCUUCGAAUGCUGCGUUCUCACCGACUGCACCGGUGGCUUCAACUCUGCAAUCGUGUCGGCAACAAUGGACAUGUUUUGCGCAUACGACGGUCUUCUCGGUUACGCAUCGACGUCUAAAGCCAUUGCCGCUGUCGCAGCCGACGCGCCCGCGGGCGCACUCGCUGUUUCCGAACCUGCUGUUGCGCAAGGGUCGAAGUUGUCGCUGCUCGAACUGCAUAAGAAAUAUCUCGCAGGUGAGACUGUCAGCUCGACGCUGGAGUCCCUUCCUACUCCCGCCUCGUCCGCAGCUCUGGAAUCUGCAGCUGCACUCGACAAGACAUCCGAAGUCGACAUCGACGGCGCGCGCGACCUCUCGCUUCUCUACGGCGUGCCGUUCGUCACCACCCCCGAGUUUUCUGAAUCCUCCGUCGUCGUCCAGCAAAUGCUCGACCAAGGCGCCGUCUUCCUCGGCUCCGUACCCUGCGCCGCCACCGCAGUUGCCUCCGGCGCUGCUACAUUCGGACUCUCGACAUCGUCGUCUCCGGCUGCUACCUCGCCCGCCUCCUUCACGGUUACUAAAAACUCUCUCUCGUCAGCAGGCGUGACCCUCCCGUCCCCUUCCUUCUCCACCUUCACAAUCCACGCGCCCUCUGUGCUCGACGCGCGCACACUCUGGAGCACCCUCGUCCGCCUGCAACCAACCGACUUCGCCGCCGCGGCCGCAAUCCAGCAUUUCCGCGAACGCCCGAUCGUCUACGUCGACUACCGCGGCUUCGAAACCGGCGGCCUGCGCUACGCCGUCUACGAAACCACCCCUCCCUCGCUUGCGUUUUUGGAAAAAGUCGAAAAGAUUUUCAGCAAGUCUCUGCCCGGCCGCAAAGUCGACUCAGAAUGCGUCUCGUCCUCGUUCGCGUCGGCAGCUAAACUCGCGAGCUGCGCCGAAUCCGUGCGUGCGCUCGAAUCCGCUCCCUCAUCGUCCGCAACCAUCUCCGCUCUCGACACAAUCAAAAACAUGCACGCGCUCGCGCUCGCGUCGUCGUUGUUCACGAAAGCGUUUGACAACGGGAUCGAGUCGCCUGACGUCCUCCUCGCGCCUUACUCGGACGAAACUUUUGUCGCUGUCGAAGCUGUUGGCGGGUGUGCGGCCGUGGUUGCUGGUGAUGUUGUGGUCGUUGGCGCGAAGGGACUUGAUGGACGGGUUCUUGAUAUUGCGGUGUUGGCUGAAAGUCGGCUGUGAUCAUCCAUCUCUUUUAGUCAGUUAUGAUGAUUUUAUGAUGUGAAGAAAAAAACGAGUAUUAUUGUUAUUAUUACUAUAUCAAGGUUACAGGACAAGUGCUUGAUGCUUAUUACUUUUAUCCUCAUCCUCAUCCUCAAAUCGGAAUCAACCAAAAACACGAAAAAACAUCAUCAUCAUCAGUCAAGUACUAGAAACAAC